UGCAGCCAUAGAGUAUCCAUCUGGCUCAAAUCAGUCUUGCUCUAAAAGACGAGAACAGAGCCCCAACAACAGUCGCUGGUGAUUUUCGUAGUCGCCCUUCCUACUGUAUGAACUCCGUUCAAGUACGCCACUGAAUCCACGACCAACCGCAACAAGACCAGCACCAGAACUAGUCCUUGGUACUCCCGUAUAUCUCCAGCGAUGGCGACCAUCGCACCUCCGCCGUCGAAGCGGCAGCGCCGCGAGGCCCUCGAGCGCACCCAGGUCCAGCAAGAUGUCACACCGGCCCCAAUAGAAGCCGGAUCUUUCAAGGCGCGCUUCGUCGACAACGAGGGCAACCAGAUGGCCGACGUGAUCGAGAUCCCGCUCGCCGAUGCGACCGAGAAGAACGUCUCCCUGCUCCUCAACACCUUGCUCGAGCGCGAGCGGGAGGAGUUCGCGCCCUACCGGUUCAGGAUACACGUGCCCAACUCGGACGUGGUGAUCGACAACUACCCGACCCCCGCAGAGUUCCUGGCCGUGCUGCGGAAACAUGGCGUCGAGAACCCGUUUGAGACGACAAUCACCUUGGCCGCAGAGCCGCAGGCCGUGUUCAAGGUGCAAGCAGUCACCCGCAUGGCGCACAAGAUCCCCGGCCACGGCGAGGCCAUAUUAGCGGCCAAGUUCUCGCCCAAGACCAGCGGCAGGCUCGCGACGGGGUCCGGAGACAACACGGCGCGGAUAUGGGACACGGACCUGGGCGUGCCGAAGCACACGCUCAAGGGCCACACGGGCUGGGUGCUGACGGUGCAGUGGGCGCCCGACGGGAGCGUGCUGGCGACGGGGUCCAUGGACAAGACGGUGCGGAUAUGGAACCCAGAGACAGGCCAGCCCGCCGGCGUGUCCAAGGCGUUUGCGGGACAUGCGAAGUGGGUGACGGAUCUGGCGUUUCAGCCGUAUCACCUCUGGACUGAGGACACGCCGCGGCUCGCGAGCGCGAGCAAGGACGCCACGGUCAGGAUAUGGAUUGUCAACACCGGCCGGACAGAACACGUGCUGUCCGGGCACAAGGGGAGCAUCAUGAGCGUGAAGUGGGGCGGCACGAACCUCUUGUACACGGGAAGCCAAGACAAGACUGUCAAGAUUUGGAACGCGGCUGACGGCACGCUGCGGCAUACGCUCUCGUCGCACGCGCAUUGGGUGAACCAGAUUGCGUUGUCGACAGACUUUGUCCUGCGUACAGCAUUCUACGACCACACCAAGAACAUCCCCGCCACGACGGAGGAGAAGCGUGCAAAGGCCAAGGAGCGGUUUGAGAAGGCGGCCAAGUUCGGCGGCCAGAUCACAGAGCGGCUAGUGUCAGCCAGCGACGACUUCACAAUGUACCUCUGGGACCCCGAGAACAAUGGGACGAAACCUGUGGCGCGCAUGCUGGGCCAUCAGAAGCAGGUCAACUACGUGACGUUUUCCCCGGAUGGCAAUCUGCUCGCCAGUUCUGGCUUUGACAAUCACACCAAAAUCUGGAGUGCUCGCGACGGCAAGUUCAUUCAAACUCUUCGUGGCCACGUGGCUGCCGUAUAUCAGUGCGCUUUCUCCGCAGACUCGCGUCUGCUCGUCACUGCCUCCAAGGACACCACCCUCAAAGUGUGGAGCAUGUCGUCCUUCAAGCUCACCGUGGAUCUGCCGGGCCACCAAGACGAGGUCUACGCCGUUGACUGGAGCCCCGACGGACAGCGUGUCGGCAGUGGCGGCAAGGACAAGGCUGUCCGGCUGUGGAGGAACUAGAGUGGGAGCGGCACUUGAGACAAAACUCGGGAUUUCCUGGACUGGGAGGAAAUCGCCCCAAGGUAACGAGACUGCCAACAGAACGCAUGACGAUCCCUACACCGGUCAUAGGCCUAAGACAUCAGCGCGUGUAAGUAGCAUGAGUUUUGGCCGGCUGUUCAAUCACUUCGAUGUAAUAUCAUGAGGUAGCGCCAGAAAUUCGAGAUACCCUUGCCACUAUCCAGCG
Microdochium trichocladiopsis is the source of this 1990-nucleotide messenger RNA. Its product is annotated as WD40 repeat-like protein. Gene Ontology annotation, cellular component: nucleolus. The record is from RefSeq and is a predicted model, not a curated record. The transcript is spliced from 2 exons. Gene Ontology annotation, biological process: ribosomal large subunit assembly. Gene Ontology annotation, molecular function: protein binding. The coding region runs from base 202 to 1764 and encodes 520 amino acids. NCBI's taxonomy places the organism in Eukaryota, Fungi, Ascomycota, Sordariomycetes, Xylariales, Microdochiaceae.